Poecilia latipinna (sailfin molly) is the source of this 1458-nucleotide messenger RNA. Its product is annotated as low affinity immunoglobulin gamma Fc region receptor III-like. The record is from RefSeq and is a predicted model, not a curated record. Bases 1 to 870 code for a protein of 289 amino acids. Gene Ontology annotation, biological process: cell surface receptor signaling pathway; immune response. The transcript has 8 exons. Gene Ontology annotation, molecular function: transmembrane signaling receptor activity. NCBI's taxonomy places the organism in Eukaryota, Metazoa, Chordata, Actinopteri, Cyprinodontiformes, Poeciliidae. Gene Ontology annotation, cellular component: external side of plasma membrane.
AUGGAGGUUUCAUCUUUCUGGAUCAACUUGUUUCUGCUGCUGAUUUCACAACCUGAGCAGAGCUGGUCUGUUCACAGAACCGGUUUUCCUCAUGUUUUUCCAGAGAGGCUUCAGUUCUUUGAGUAUGAGACAGUAACUGUACAAUGUGAGCAUUUAGACGGAGUUAAUGACUGGAGAGUAAAGAGGAAAUUCAAUGAAAAAAGAGCAACAAACUCUUCAGACCCCUGCAGCUCAGCAGAACCUUCCUGCACUCUGGAUCCGGCUUUAGAAAUCCACAGCGGAGUAUACUGGUGUGAAAAUGAUGAAGGAGAAAAGAGCAAUUCUGUCAACAUUUCUAUUAGAGUUGGUUUGGUGAUUUUGGGAACGCCGAUCCAGACGGUAGCAGAAGGAUCAGACGUGACGCUUCGAUGUAUUCACCAGCAAACUGAGCUGAGUCACAUCAGAGAUUUCUAUAAAGAUGGCCUCCAUCUCAUGACCUGCUACAGCAGCAACAUGACCAUCAGAAACGUCUCCAAGGCCGAUGAAGGGAACUACAGGUGCAGCAUCUCUGGAGCCGGAGAAUCUCCUGAGAGCUGGUUGGCUGUUCACCAGACACUCACAGCACCGAGUGAAGCGAGUCCUCCCAUAACAGGCCCGUCUGUAAAAAGUCCUCUGGUUCGGUCCAAACUCUGUAAAACCUUCAUUCUUCAGUCCACAGCAAAGUUUCUACUGGUGGCCUUGUUGUCUGCAGUGAUCGCUCUGAUUCACUACAAGAGAAAACGACGAACCAGAUUAAAAUAUUUUGUGUCUGGAAAACAAACAGGAGAUUCUAAAGGAACCGAAACAGAGGCAGAGAGCAGCAGGCAGUCAGAGGAGGAAACGGAGAUCUGAUCCAUGAAGACGAGUCGGUUCUGUGAAACUGAAAUUCAUUCAACUCAGUUUAAUUUACUACCAGUAAAAUAAACUGUGACUUUAAUUAAUGCCCGUUAAUUAACUGGGAUUACAGUUUAAUUUACUGUGAGUAAAUUAAACUGUGUUCACAGAUACAACUUGUGGUCAAAAACAUUAAAUCCAAGGGAAAAUAAAGUAAAAAACUGGAAUAUUAUUACAAUCUGCUACAUCAAUUCACUGUGGGAAAUAUUUGACUAUUAAUGUUUUUUAUAUUUGCUGAUGUUUUUCCUGUACUAAAAGAGAAACUUAUUUAGCUCAGUAAAUCAUUUGUUCUGGAUUCAUUUUAACCAAAUUUUUCCCUGUUCAGCUGAUAUUUACAUGUUAAAUGCUCCUGGAUGUGGAUCUUUUCUGUUUCUUUAACAGAUUUUUACAGAUUUUAUUGUUUGAAAACUGAAUGACUUGAAAUGAAACAAAGAUAAAAAAAAUUCUGACCUGUUUUUAAAAGAUUGAACUGUCACUUUCACUUUUUAACUGAUGUAGUUUAUGACAAAGACACGUUUCAGUUUAUUCAUCAUUUAAUUUAAUUUU